Messenger RNA from Loxodonta africana (African savanna elephant), 7050 nucleotides. RefSeq names its product protocadherin beta-5-like. The record is from RefSeq and is a predicted model, not a curated record. Gene Ontology annotation, biological process: homophilic cell-cell adhesion. Gene Ontology annotation, molecular function: calcium ion binding. NCBI's taxonomy places the organism in Eukaryota, Metazoa, Chordata, Mammalia, Proboscidea, Elephantidae. Gene Ontology annotation, cellular component: plasma membrane.
GCCUGGUGGCGCUGCAGGCUAAGAGAGUGAAUAACAAGAGUCUGGCUAUCACGGACGCCAUGAAGCUGGGAAUCAGAACUCUGAAUGCUCACUAAAGAAGAAAGCAUUUUAGGUAAGAUCUAGGGACAGGGAUCUUCAGAGUGCGCAUACCAGUGCAAAGCAGAACCAGAAAUACCUAAUUCGAGGUUAUUUAACCAAAUCAUCUGGAUUGAUUGUAUACCGAGCUGAAGAAACUCCAUCUUCUGGACCGGGACUGAACAAUGGAGACUGCGCUAGCAAAAACGCCACAGAAAAGGCAAGUUAUCUUUCUGGCUAUACUGUUGUUUUUGCGGGAGGCUGACGCUGAGGCAAUUAGGUAUUCCAUGCCAGAAGAAAUAGAAAGUGGCUCCUUUGUGGCCAACCUGGCAAAAGACCUGGGUCUCAGCGUGGGGGAACUGGUCACUCGGGGCGCGAGAAUCCAUUACAAAGAAAACAAACAGCUCUUGCAGCUCGAUGUAAAGACCGGGAAUUUGCUUCUACGAGACAAACUAGACCGGGAAGCGCUGUGCGGGGCGACAGAACCCUGUGUACUGCAUUUCCAACUAUUACUGGAAAACCCGGUGCAGUUUGUUCAAGUUGAACUGCAGCUCAAAGAUAUAAAUGACCAUUCCCCAGAGUUCUUAGAGAGUGAAAUGCUUCUAAAAAUCCCAGAGAGCGUCCAGCCAGGGACUGUGUUUCCUUUGAAAAUAGCUCAGGACUCUGACAUAGGUAGCAACACUGUUCAGAACUACACAAUUCUCCCCAACCCACAUUUUCAUGUUCUCACGAAUAAUCGCGGAGAUGGCAGAAAAUACCCGGAGCUGGUGCUGGACAAAGGCCUGGAUCGGGAGGAGCAGCCUGAACUUAGGUUAACCAUCACUGCGCUGGACGGUGGGGCUCCGCCCAGGUCUGGGACUAUUGCAGUCCUAAUUGAAGUCGUGGACAUCAAUGACAACGCCCCUGAGUUUUUACAGUCACUCUAUGAGGUGCAGGUCCCCGAGACCAGCACCCUUAAAUCCUUGGUUGUCGCUGUCUCCGCCCGAGAUUUAGAUGCAGGAACAUACGGGAGGGUUGCCUACGCUCUGUUCCAAGGGGAUGAAGGGACUCAACCGUUUGAAAUAGACGAAAUUACAGGAGAAAUUCGUCUGAAAAGGAUACUGGAUUUCGAAGCAACUCAAUAUUACAACGUGGAAAUUGUAGCCACAGACGGCGGGGGCCUUUCAGGAAAAUGCACUGUAGCUGUACAAGUGCUGGAUGUGAAUGACAACGCCCCUAAACUGACGAUGUCUACGCUCACCAGCCCUACGCCGGAAAACUCCCCGGAAACUGUAGUUGCUGUUUUCAGUGUUUCAGAUCCAGACUCUGGGGACAACGGAAAGGUGGUUUCCUCCAUCCAGGACGACCUCCCAUUUCUCCUGAAAUCCACAUUCAAGAACUUUUACAUGCUAGUGACCGAGAGGCCACUGGACAGAGAAAGCAGAGAGGAGUACAACAUCACCAUCACCGUCACUGACUUGGGGUCACCAAGGCUGAAAACCGAGCACACCAUAAAUGUGCUGGUCUCCGACGUCAAUGACAACGCGCCCACCUUCUCCCAAACCUCCUACACCCUGUUCGUCCGCGAGAACAACAGCCCUGCCCUGCACAUGGGCACCGUCAGCGCCACAGACAGAGACUCAGGCUCCAACGCCCAAGUCACCUACUCACUGCUGCCGCCCCAGGGCCCACACCUCCCCCUCGCCUCCUUGGUCUCCAUCAACGCAGACAACGGGCACCUCUUCGCUCUCAGGUCACUGGAUUACGAGGCCCUACGAGCGUUCGAGUUCCGCGUGGGCGCGAUAGACGCAGGUUCCCCCGCGCUGAGCAGCGAGACGUUGGUGCGCGUGGAGGUCGUGGACGAAAAUGACAACUCGCCCUUCGUGCUGUACCCGCUGCAGAACGGCUCUGCGCCCUGCACAGAGCUGGUGCCCAGGGCGGCUGAGGCGGGCUACCUGGUGACCAAGGUGGUGGCGGUGGACAGCGACUCGGGUCAGAACGCCUGGCUGUCCUACCAGCUGCUCAAGGCCACGGAGCCCGGACUGUUCAGCGUGUGGGCUCACAAUGGCGAAGUGCGCACCGCCAGGCUGCUGAGCGAGCGCGACGCCGCCAAGCACAGACUCAUCGUGCUGGUCAAGGACAACGGCGAGCCGCCAAUGUCGACCACCGUCACGCUGCACGUUCUCCUAGUGGAUGGGUUCUCGCAGCCCUACCUGCCGCUCCCGGAGGUGGCCCGGGACGAGGCUGAAGCCGACUCGCUCACUGUCUACUUGGUCAUUGCGUUGGCGUCGGUCUCGUCGCUCUUCCUGUUCUCCGUCGUCCUGUUCGUCGGGGUGCGGCUGUGCAGGAGGAACAGGGCCGCCUCGGUGGGUCGCUGGUCGGUGCCUGAGGGCCACUCUCCGGGCCACUUGGUGGACGUCAGCCGCACUGGGACACUGUCCCAUAACUAUCAGUAUGAGAUAAGUCUGACAGGAGGCUCCGGGACAAAUGAGUUCAAAUUCCUGAAGCCGAUUAUCCCCAAUUUCCCGCCCCAGGGAACUAGCAAAGAAAUUGAUAAAAACAUCACAUUCCGGAACAGCUUUGGAUUCAAUUAGUGAUCUGAUCAUAAUGCAACAUAUUCUGGCAUUUAUCCUUAACUUCUCUAGAUACCAAAACCCUGGUGUUUACAGUGGUUAAGUACUAUGGCUGCUAACCAAGAGGUCGGCAGUUCGAAUCCGCCAGGCUCUCCUUGGACACUCCAUGGGACAGCUCUACUCUGUCCUAUAGGAUCGCUAUGAGUCUGAAUCGACUCGAAGGCAGUGGGUUUGAUUUUUUUUUCUUCCUCUAGAUAGCGUUUGAGAAUGUCAUGGAGAAAAACCCCACCUGCAGGUAUAGCCUUGAUUUUUCUUUUGUAAUGGAUCUGUCCAUUGAACUUUAUCUUGUCCAAUUUUGGAAAACACAGUUUACUUUAUUUGCAUUUAUUUACAUAGUGCCCAUUCUCUGCAUGCCAUUUUCCUGAAAUUUUUGCCCUUCUUGUCAGAAUUUGUCAUGAUGAAUUGUCUUAAUGAAAUCAAUUAUUAAUUAUAUUUUCUCAGUAUCCUACCAAUUUUGUUUCAUUAAACUCUAAGUAUAAAAAAGUAUACUUGAUGUUAAAUAGCAAAAUUAAAAAGUUUACAUAAUUUUGUUUUAAUUGCUUUAAAAGGAACGCAGGUAACAAAUCAAAUAUGUGAGAAAGCAUUAUGAUGAAAAGCAGCAACAUCCUGUUUGUUCUUCUUUCCCAGCCCUGAUCCUCAUUGGCUAACAUUUUAAAAACAAAUUUCCUUAUUGAAUUAUAUAUACCGAAAAGUGGCCAAACCUUGAUGUUCAGCUCAAUGUAUUUUCACAAAGUGAACAAAAUUGGUACCAGCAGCCUGACGAAAAAAGAAAACAUUACCAGCACUCCAGGUUCCACACAAAUUACCACCUAUAAUCACUAUGAACUCAAGGAUAACAGAUAUCUUCACUUCCAGUUUCAUGGGUUAGUUAUGCCUGUUUUGAAUUCAUAUAAAUGGGAUAGUAGAGCAUGAACCGUUUUGUGUCUGGCUUCUUUUACCCAUUAUAUUUGUGAAAUAUAUCUAUGAUACUACAUUAAAUUUUAGUACUUUCGUUCUCAUUACUGCACAGAAUGCCAGUGUGUGAAUAUGCACAAUUUAUUACCCAUCAUACUGUAGAUCAAUAUUUGGGUUGGUACAGGGUUUGGCUAUUAUGAAUAGUGCGGCUAUGCUCAUUCUUGUACAUGUCUUUUGGCAAAUGUGUGUAUGCAUUUCUGGAUUGGAUGCAUUCUGGAAGUGGGGGUAAUUCUAUGACAAUAAUUAAUUUUAUUUAGGAAACAGGGAAAACAAAGUGAGUGGAAACUGUAAUUGGUAAAAGUAGCAUUCACUCAUAUUAGCCAGAAAAAGGGGUCUUUGGUCAUUUUUAUAGUUUGGACAAUGUCCUUGUUUUUAUCUCUGCUCAAACAUGAUUAUGAAGUAAUACUAUUUUGGUCUUGGUACAUCAGGGUCACAAUGGUCUUUUCUGGUGUUAGUUUUCUGUGAAAAUUUUUAUGCUCAACAGGAGAAGACCACGGCUAGCUGUCAGUGCCAGGCUACUUUUGUCAGAGGCUACUUUUCCUGGUUGUCAAAGGCUACUUUUCUCUUCCUCAAAAUAUUGUUUUUUGAAGAGCCAUAUUACUUAGUGAAAAGCACUGUAUUUCCUGCUCUUUGAAUCCAGUAUUGUGCUUCCUGUGUCAAAGUACAAUAUUCUUAGAAUCAAUAUCAAAUAGAUUAACCAUUUUAGACUCUAUCAGUUGGCUUUACCAUAUCUUUAAAAUCAAUAAUAAUUCAAUACUCAAUAAAUAAUUGUUUCCCAUAUUUCCUACCUUUUUAUCUUUCUGUUUCCAUCUGGACUAAAUGAUCUAUAAGUCAGUAUGAAAACUGUCAUCUAAUCAUCAUACCUCUCCUAAGGUAAAAUGAUAACAUCAGUAAAUAUAAUACAGCAGUCACUAAAAAAAACAUACAAAAUGAUGUACUCCAAAAACACUAUGAAUACAUCAAAAUGAAAUUCUAAACAAUAUUCUAAUAACCCAGUAAGAAGAAUAGAUAAAUAAAAAAAGAGAUAAAACAGAAAACAAAAAAUAAAAUGGCAGACUUAAGCUCUAACAUAUCAAUAAUUAUAUUAAAAGUAAAUGGCCUAAAUAUACCAAUUAAAGAGAUUGGAAGAAUGGGUUAAAUUUUUUAAAAAGCUUGAGCCAACUAUAUGCUGUCUAUAAGCAACUCACUUCAAAUAUGACAUAGGCAGGUUGAAAGUAAAAGAAUGGAAAAGUAUAUCAUGCAAACGUCAACCAAAAGAAAGCAGCAGUGGCCAUGUUAAUGUCAGGUAAAGUAUACUUCAAAGAAAAUUAUCAGAGACGGAGAAGGACAUUAUAUAAUGAAAAAAGGCCCAAACCAUCAAGAAGAGAAAGCAAUCAUAAAUGUGUAUACACCAAACAACAGAACUGCACAAUAUGUGAAGCAAAAACUGAUAGAACAGAAAGGAGAAAUAGGCAAAUCCACAAUUAUAUUUAGAGACUUGAAUACUUCUCUCAACAACCAGUAGAACAACUAGACAUAAAAUCGGCAAAGAUAUAGAAGAACUCAACAGUGUCAUCAACCAACAGGAUCUAAUUCAUAUUACAACAGAAGAAUCAAUGAGAAAAAGCUGGUUCUCUGAAAAGAUCAAUAAAAUUGACAAUCAUCUGGCAAGACUGACAAAAAGUCUUCUUACUCAACCAUUUGAGAUUUCAAAUGUGAUGUAGCCUCAACUUCUUUUAUAUUUUAUUUUCAAACUUGUCAGUAGUAUAUCUUCCAUCAAUCAGGAGACAUCUUUGAUUGCUUACGUAUCUAUCUUUUCCCUAAAUUAUUGUGCUUUUAUUUGCAUAUGAUUAAAGAAGACUUGUAAAAGGUUCAGUUUAUCUUUAGAAGUUUUGAAUUUAUCUUUCAAUUUUUAAUAAACUUGAAGAAUUGUUUUAAAUUAUAAUGGUAUUAGAGGAAAGCAAACAUUUGUAGCAUAAAAAUGAAACUCAGCUUAACUAUGCAGUUAUUAUAAGCUAACUAAAGAAAAUUUAGUUUAACAUACUUUAUAAUGUUUCAUCAGUUUAGGUACUAUUUCUGAUCAUUGGUCAUCAUCCAGUUGAAUUAAUCUUAUAAAUAUCCAUCACUUAAAUUUAGCAUACAUGAUCAGGAUAUGGUGCUUUUUUUCAUUGUCUCCUUUUCCUUGUUAUAUCCAGACGAGACCAAGAUUUUGCCACCCAAUUAUUAAAAUGAAGCUGAAAAAUAAGACUAAGAUGAGUUCCAGUGAAUAAUGGAAAUGUUCUAUAUCUUGAAAGAGGUGUGGGUUAUCAGGCAUACCAAUUUGUUAAAGUGGUACAGUUAAGAUUGGUGAAUUUUAAUUUACAUAAACAUUACCCCCCAAAAAGAACUAUAUAAAAGUAAUCAUUGAGUGGGAGGCAGAGAAUGGAGGGAAAGGUAUAGAUGAAACAAGAAUAACAGAAUGUUGUGGAGGUGAGUGCUGUGUACGUAGAGGUUUAUUAUGCUAUUCUGUUUACUUAGUAUAUGUUGCAAUUUUUCCACAAUAAAAAUUUUAGAUGAUUCCUUGUGAGAACAUGCUUAAGUAGUCAAUUCAACUCUACUUUAGCAAGUCAAAUCAAAACAAAUGGGAUCAAGCAGAUAAAUGUUCUCCUGCAGGAAUCUAAUGGAAUCUCCUUUACAUAAAAAGGCAGUUUCUUGACAUACUCAACUAAUAUCUUUUUUAGUCUAUUGAGAUAUUAUCCUUCUUCUCUCAUAACUACCAACAUUCUCAGGAACCAAAUGUGGAGCACUUUUAAAUAGACAUUUCAGUGAUCUAAAUUGAAUUAGACAUAUAUUGUGUUAUUACUAAAGAUUGCUUUAAAAUGAAAAAUAAUUCAAUUGGUUGUGUUUAAGGAUGCCUGGGGGUGUGCUGCAGGCAAAGAAAGUGAAUAAAGGACUCUUUAGAUUCCAGGGAUGCCUUUAAGAUUGAAACACAAUUCAGAAUGCUCACUCAGGGAGCAUUUAGGAUUGUGCUGGAAAUAAGCUUGUUUCAGAGAGGAAACUAAAUCCAUCCAAGAUGUUUAUGGUUGUUGGUUUUGCUUCAUGGGUUAAUUUGUUUUUUACUUCAGGGAAAUAGGCUAUGCAUAUCCUUAAGCAACAGACUGUUCUCAGCUGCAUUUAUCAAGUGAACCCCGAAGGCUGGUCACACUGGCCUUCCUUCUCUUUAUUCUUCUGGGUAGACAGAGAUGGUUUUUAACUAAAAAAUGACCUCAUCUGUGCAGAGUUUAGAGUUUAUUUAGCUUUAUUUAUUUUGGAGCCCAGGUGGGAUGCACAGUGGUUAAGAGCUUGGCUGCUUUGGUUGGUCCUUCGAAUUCACUACAAGAUCCUUAAGAGUUGGAAUCGACUCAAUGUCAAUGGCUCUUUUUUUUUUUUUUACCUACAUUUGAAGUAUUUU